UGUCGACAGAGUCGUACCUCCAUGUAGUUAAACACCAGGUUGAGAUCUAUCGCGAUCACGUUGAACGAGACAUGCGCUCUAUGUGCAUGUAAUGCUUGGAGCAUUUCCCUACUGAAAUACUUAGAUCCGCAAUGACUCUGGCGGGGCAGGGCAGCAGGGCACAGGGCAGGCUGGCAGGGGGGCGGCAUGUUCGGUGCGCGCUCUCCGAGCAGGUCCAGGUUGCGCGGAUUGCUCAGCUGCAAUGACUCCCUAAACCUAGCGAUUUCCGGUAUGUAAGGAAGUGCAGAUCACACCCACAUCCCUUUUCAUUUGUAUUGUGCAGUCCGAUUCACUGACUGACCUGCAAUUUGCGAGUCGCGAGUCGCAACUUCUUCCUGUUCAUCUGGCUCUGGCGGAAUGGACGAUUUCCUUAGCGCCGCGCCUUAUGGACAGGCGUGUGGAGGCUGCGCGCGAGCUAAAUCCAAGUGCUUCUUGAGGGUCGGCGGAUCUGAGUGUCAACGGUGUCAUCGCCUCGGGAAGGAAUGUGAACCCGCACGCAAACGAAAGGCCGCGACGCCUCCGCAUCAUCAGCAGCCACAACAAAAACAGCGACUGUCAAUACAAGAACAGUCAUCGCCAGUGCUAUCGACCCGACUCGAGGAGAAGCUGGACAGCCUCGUGUCUCUACUGCGCUCUCAGGCCACCGAGAAACAUGGUCAGGCCCAAGGUCAGGAUGUCCAGCUGCAACAACUACAUACACCACAAUCCCAACAAUCUCAUGACACCCCCAAGUCGCAUGCCGACAGCGCUGCCCACUUUCAUGUGCACCCUACGCCGCCCAACUCAACUCACACAGGCACGGCUACCACAUACAGCGAAUUAGCAGGCAGCUUCGAAUCUGGAGCCGACCCCCACCUGGUGUUCGACGCAGGAAACUCCGUCAUACGUCCGGUCCGCCCGCCUGAGUGCGAUGCCUCAAUAUCGUCGCCCAUUCACCACGAUGUGUCGAUGCACAACUUCUCGGAUCAGAGGGCAGAGGAGCACUUGAACGUGUUUCGACGUUCGUUUGUCCCAAUGUUCCCUUUCGUCCAUGUCCCUACCCACAAGAGCGCGCGCCAACUUCGCCAGGAAAAGCCCUUCCUCUGGUUCGUCAUCAUGUGCCUCACCAAUCCUGACGUGUCGGAGCAAUUCGCUAUGGAGGACACGGUAUGGUAUAUUAUUUCUCAGAGAAUCGUUGCGCAGCAUCUCGCUAAUUUGGACCUGCUCCUUGGCGUCAUAUGUUUCGGCGCUUGGGCGCACUACUUCAAAAAAGACAAGCCGUUCAUGACUAUGCUUGCACAGUUGGCCGUCUCUCUCGCCACCGAUCUGGGUAUCCAUCAAGAUUCCUUCUCCCAUCUGCGGCAAACCAGAUCAGCCAAGAUUCUCAUCAGAGACGCGAUAGGGCGGGAGCCAAGGACGUUGGAAGAGCGUCGCACCAUGCUAUCUGUCUUUCACCUUACAUCAGCGGCGUGGUCGACAUACAGGAAAGUUGAAGCCCUCCGCUGGACCCCAUAUAUGGCCAGCUGCCUGCGAAUCCUUUGCGAAGCGGCAGAAACCGACUGGGACUUGGUACUAGCUACCCAGGUAAAAUGCCAGGCCAUUACAAACCAGCUAAUGUGCGCCGCUGGGGACCAGCCUGCUGCGAAUGGCGGAGACCCAAAAUCUUCCUCAGCCAUGUUCGUAACGUAUUUGCUGGGGCAGCUCGAUGAGAUACGACAAAGCCUCCCAUCUCAAAUCUGCUUGUACAGCUCUGCACAAUAUUACCUCUACAGCGCUGAGCUGAAGAUCCGCGAGUCCAUCCUCACACGGCUGGCGAGCCACCAAGACACUAGUCUUUCGGGAUUCCACAGACUGCAGGACCUCGACUCGCUCCUCACCUGUGUUGAGCGUUGGCUGGCAGUCUGGUUUGAGAUGCCGCUCGUGGACUGGCUCGGCAUCACGGUCGACACAUUUGCGCAGUCUACGCACUGCCUCAUCGUGCUGUUCAAACUCACGACACUCAGUGAGCCCGGCUGGGACACGGACGAGGUGCGGCGGCGCGCCGACGUCCUUGCAGCGCUCGAUCGCUCCUGCGAGACGGUUGAGCUUGUGCCCGCGGCUGUGGGCAUGGUGGAUGCGGACCAAGGGUCACCGCGGAGGGGUCUCUUCUUCAAAACGACGUAUCUUCUGCGAAGCAUCAAGGCCUUGAUCUUGGCCGAGAUGACGCCGGAUGUGUUGUCUGGAGCGGCGCUGCAAUCGCCCGGCGUCGGCGUCGUCAUAGACGAGUACAGCGCCAAAGGAAGUAGUGCGGUACACUAUGGCGCAGAAGAAGUGCCUAUCCCGGAUGAGCUCGUGCUGAGCUUGUCCGACGAGCCUUGGUUGUCGGAUAUAUGGAGCUCUCCGUGGGAUCUCUUACCUGACGGCGCAUUUGAUCUUCCCUUGUUCACAUGAGCAAUUGAUAGUUUACUUCUAGACUCAAAAGCUACAUAAAGCAGCCAUGAAUAAUACCCACGUCACAUUCAUUCCGGGAGUAUAUAUCGAUGCACUGAAUUCUAUAAAGCCAGUGUGCUUAUGUAGGAUCGCUCACUCUGCGAGUCUGACGUGCUUCGGGCGGGUAGGAGGGCGUCGGAAUCCACGAGGCGCCAGGGGCAUCGGCGCAUAAUCUUGGAGCUUUCCUCCUUUUGGUCUUGCGGUGUUCUCACCAGCACCACUUUCUGUUCUAAUAUGUCAGUACAUAUACAUGAGUACAUAUGUACAUAGCCCAGACUCAGUCAUUUCACAAUCUCUUAUUCGACUCAACCGAGGCGCGCAUGAAGAUAUUUAAAUAUAUUUAUUGAG
Messenger RNA from Truncatella angustata, 2835 nucleotides. RefSeq lists its product as uncharacterized. Bases 397 to 2448 code for a protein of 683 amino acids. Gene Ontology annotation, molecular function: zinc ion binding; DNA-binding transcription factor activity, RNA polymerase II-specific; transcription cis-regulatory region binding. The record is from RefSeq and is a predicted model, not a curated record. NCBI's taxonomy places the organism in Eukaryota, Fungi, Ascomycota, Sordariomycetes, Amphisphaeriales, Sporocadaceae. Gene Ontology annotation, biological process: regulation of DNA-templated transcription. The transcript is spliced from 5 exons. Gene Ontology annotation, cellular component: nucleus.